GUCCGCACUGCGGCGAGACGGCAGCGCAGCAUCGGCGGUCGGCUGGCUGGUGCGGGUCGAGGGCCCGACCAUCAGCUGAUUCUGGGGAGCCAGUCAAGCGCCCGCGGGGGUAAAGGGCGGGGCCGCGCCCACGUCCCCGCCGCGGCCGACGUCAGUGCCGCUUGCCGCUUGCCGCUUGCCGCAGGAUCGCCGGGGCGCAGCUCGCGGGCAGCUCUCCGCGGGAGCCACCGAGACCUCUGCGCUGCUCGGCGAACAUGGCCGACUCGGAGAACCAGGGCCCGGCAGAGCCGAGCCAGGCGGCGGCGGCAGCGGCGGCGGAGGAGGAGGUAAUGGCGGAAGGCGGUGCGCAGGGGGGAGAUUCUGACAGCGCGUCCGGCGACUCCGACGGCGCGGUCGGUCAGACGGCUGAGGAGCCCCAGACGCCUGCAGAGAAUGCACCGAAGCCUAGAAAUGACUUUAUCGAGAGCCUGCCUAACUCGGUGAAAUGCCGAGUCCUGGCCCUCAAAAAGCUGCAGAAGCGGUGCGAUAAGAUAGAAGCCAAAUUUGAUAAGGAAUUCCAGGCUCUGGAGAAGAAGUAUAACGACAUCUAUAAGCCCUUACUCGCUAAGAUCCAGGAGCUCACCGGUGAGAUGGAGGGGUGUGCGUGGACCUUAGAGGGUGACGACGAGGAGUUGGAGGAUGAAGAGUACGAGGAGGAGGAGGAGGGAGAGCCUGCGGUGGAGGCGGCGGCUGCUGCCGCCAGAGAUGAGGGUCCCCACUCUGCAGUGUCUGACGACGCCCAGAAAUAAGCGGGGGCAGAGAUUGCAGAGGAGAAUGACGACGCAGAUUCAAAACCCCGAUUUUUUUUUU
Messenger RNA from Globicephala melas (long-finned pilot whale), 849 nucleotides. It is a transcript of the gene NAP1L5, whose product is annotated as nucleosome assembly protein 1 like 5. Lineage: Eukaryota; Metazoa; Chordata; Mammalia; Artiodactyla; Delphinidae. Gene Ontology annotation, molecular function: chromatin binding; histone binding. Gene Ontology annotation, cellular component: nucleus; chromatin. The record is from RefSeq and is a predicted model, not a curated record. Gene Ontology annotation, biological process: nucleosome assembly.